Drosophila melanogaster (fruit fly) is the source of this 7099-nucleotide messenger RNA. RefSeq lists its product as uncharacterized. Gene Ontology annotation, cellular component: nucleus. Bases 726 to 5672 code for a protein of 1648 amino acids. NCBI's taxonomy places the organism in Eukaryota, Metazoa, Arthropoda, Insecta, Diptera, Drosophilidae. Gene Ontology annotation, biological process: regulation of DNA-templated transcription. The transcript is spliced from 10 exons. Gene Ontology annotation, molecular function: zinc ion binding. The record is from RefSeq and is marked reviewed.
GUUGGCAGCGAACUUAGAACAGGUAGAGACGCACGUUCCGCCUGGAAAAUCGGUACAGAAACGGAACAGGCUAGAAAGGAACAUAUAUUGCCCCAAAACCUCAACGACACACCGUAUUGGGAAAGCCGAACGCUUUUUUUUUUUUUUGUACCGUUUUGGCGCUCGGAAAACGUGCGUCGACGUCGACAGCGACUGAAAGACGGCGACUGAAACGGCGACGAUGUAAAAUUUUAUUACCCCAAACGCAUCGAGCAGUCGGGUUUUGGACGUCCGGACUUCACCGCCGCUCGCUGCGACGCAGACUUUUAUUGCAGCUGCCAUAUAGAGUGGGUAUAUUCCAUUGGUCUGGCCCCGGAGAUCCCAAAAACUUUCUGAAGACGGACACAAACUUUUACCAGAGUGCGGCAUAAAAGUGCAAAAGUUUUUGUUCGCAGCGCCCAACGAACUAAAAGCAAAACUUCCCAGCCGCCGCGCAAAAACCCCCUUCACAAAUAAGUGAAAUAAAAACAAAGUCAAACCCAGUGCAAUGCAAAACAAAAGCCCACGAGUAUAAAACCAAAAAACAAAUGCGAAAAAAGUGCGUGAUCUAAUUGACAUCAAGUAUACGCCACGUUAGCCGGCCUAAGUUUACCAAAACAAUAAACAUUUUUCGUAGACACAUCACCGCCGUCGCGUUGACAAAAACGGAGCCAAAGAGCCGGAAACACGGAAUAGCCACCGGGAAAAUGGCGCUUUCCAAGCGGCCCCUUACAAAGGACACGCCGUUGUCCGAAAGCAAUGGCAACCACACCAAUGGCAAUGAUCACGAGACAUCCAUCAAGCGGCGCAAACGUUGCAGUCGUGACGACGACUCCAGCCUGAUCAACAACAACAACAAUAAUAAUAAUAACAACAACAACAACAACAAUAACAACAGCAAUAGCAACAACAACAAUUUGCCGCAGAAGAAACGCAAACAAGGCGGCCAGGGCCACAUCGCAGACAGUCCGGAGAGCCCCACAUGCGGUUCACUGCCCACUCCGCUGGCCAAAAGCAACACGGAUGCGGAUCAGGACGAUGAGACACUCAUCCGCGAAACACAGGCGGCGCUGAAAAGCCUAUCGGGCAGCUGGCCCGACUCAAGGGGGAAUUUGUAUCGGCUGCAGGAGCAGGACGAGAAUCCACCGCCCUUCCAGAAUCUGUUCGAGGAGAAACAAAAGUAUGAGGCCAUUGGCAAUCCCAGCCAUGCCAUACAAGCACAAGCCAGCUCACCAAAUCCCAAUUCCACACUCUUCUCACGUUUCCACAGACAAAAAGAGAACGACCAGGCGCGCCUGAAUGCAGCCAGCGGUGCUGGUGGUGUCGUCCAUCUGGAGGCACAGGGGCGCGGCAAAAAGACGCCCGAUGAGGAUCAGGAUCCGGAACUGGAAGAUACCUCAUCUUCCGCCUCGGGACAAGGCGUUUACACGCAAGCGGCCUCGGCCUUUAAGCCGCCCAUCGAUAUCAUCAAACGGAAUUAUGUGGCCGCCGCUCAUGCCCAUUAUAGUGCCUAUAAUGCGGCCGCUGCAGCGGAAUCUGCCGCCGGAUUGGCUUACUAUGGCUAUGCCGCUGCCGCCGCCGCUAGUCAACAACAACAACAGCAGCAGCAGCAGCACCAACAACAGCAGCAUCAGCAACUGAGUACCGCCUUCGAUAUUGCCAGUCAGCUGGGCGAGAAGCAGCGGCCCAAGGAACCGAUGGCCGAUGGCAAACAGUACACGAUUCUCCAGCCGGCGGGCAUCGGCAGUCGGGCUGCAUCUGUUAUGCAGGACAUAGCAUCGCGUGAAGGCGUUGUGGGCGUUCCGCUCGUGGCAACGCCACCAUCAACAGCGGCCGGCAGUCCGGCGGCAGCGGUACCAGCGGCAGGACCAUCGACUCCAUCGACACCGGCACCAAGUUAUUCGCCGGGUAGCCAAAAUCGCGCCGAUCUGGACAAACAUGAGAAGGAGCUGCAUCCACUGGACAAACUGAAGCUGGCGUCCAAUCACUAUUUGAACAAUAACAACAGCAACUGCAUCAACAAUAACAGCUCCAAACUGAGCGGCUCUACAACGAUGCCGAUUAUUAAAUCGGAAUAUAGUCCUGUUGCCAGCAUCAAAUCGGAGUAUAACAAGAGCCCCAUGCACUCAUAUCUAUCGGGGGAAGCGGCCGCGCCCGCCCCCGCCGCCCCUUCAUCAGCGUCCGCCGUCCAAGCGCCGCGUUCCGGAUCGGCAAGCGGUGCAACAGCCGCAAAUGGAGAGAACAACCUGCAUGCACCGCAUCUGAGUCGCUUUGUGGGUCUUCAGAGUCCGCCACAUCAGCCACAUCUUAAUCCUCACGGUCAUCACCAGCAACAACAGCAGCAGCAGCAGCAACAGCAGCAGCAGCAGCAACAACAACAACAGCAGCAGCAACAGCAGCAACAUACGUUGCACCAGCAGAGAGGACCCUUCAUAGAGGGCAACGAUGUCCCAGAUCCUUCAGCCAAUUAUCACUCGGAACACCAGCAACAGCAACAGCAACAGCAGCAGCAGCAGCAGGCCGACGAGCGACAGCAGCAAUAUGAGCAAAUGCGUUAUGCCCAAAGUCAUGUUAGCGUUGGUCCAAGCGGAGAACUAAUGGCGCCCAAUGGAGGCGAACUAUCGCCGGGUACGGCGAGAAGCGCCUACGAAGCGCAUCCUGGACACCCGCAUCCGCAUCCCGGACACCCACAUCCACAUCCGCCCGUCUCGCUGAGUUCCCUCAGCUCUCCAGCUUUUACGGUGGAUGCUGUAACGGCAGCCAGUGGAGCGGGCUUCGAGCGUUACGAUCCCAGCGGCGUCUGUUGUCCCAGCAACGGUCAAAGGGCAACCGCGGCAACAGCGGCGACGGCAGCGGGCGCUUCUGCGGCGGCGGCUGCCUAUCAUUAUCUGCCCCAAACCACCGACGAGAUGCAGGCCCAGCAGCAGAAAUAUCUGCAGGAGCAGCAACUAAUGCUGGCCAAGGCGGAGCACGAGGAGUUGGCCAACGGCGGACAGCCUCUAUAUCCGCGUCCGAUGUAUCACUAUGAUCCAACGAUGGGUCCUCUGCCGCCGGGCUUUUCGGCCAUUAAUCUAUCGGUUAAGAUGGCCGCUGCUCAGGCAGCAGCUGCAGCAGCCGCCUAUCAAAAUCAGCAACAACAGCAGCAGCAGCAACAGCAGCAGCAGCAACACCACCAGCAGCAGCAGCAGCAGCAGCAACAACAACAGCAGCAACAACAGCAGCAGCACGGCAAGCAGAGCAGCUCACCCGCACCCAAUGUAAGCGGUGUGCCGGCGGUGGAUCUAAGUGGUUCCACCUCGGUAACGAGUAGCAGCCCGCACGGUUUCAAUUCGCCAGCCUCGCACAACCAAUAUACCGCCCAGCGUAUGGGCAACGGUAGUCCGCAGCCGGGAGCUAGUCCAAACAUUGCUAGUCCUCAGGUGCCCAGUCCCCAGGGACAGACGUUGGACCUCAGUGUCACCCGAUUACCCCACAGCAUUAUUACGAGCCCGCAGUACGGUGCCGAUGGCCUGGUGGUGGGUCAUGCUCAGGGUUUUGUGAGUGGAGCGACAGGACCUCUGGGUCCGGGCAAUGGUGGACCACCGCGAUCGCCGCAAAUGGAACCAGUGGAUUUCAGCGGGCCUCCAAGACCCCUGGGCUUUGGUCUGGUGGGACACAUUAGCGGUCCACGACCUUACAGUCGCGAAUCCACGCCAGACAGCGGCGGAUCACACUAUAUCGAAACGUACCGGGAUCCCAGUGGUUACUCACCGCACCCUGGCUAUGGGAUGGUGGUGCAAUCGGACUAUCCACCUGCUGGAUACCACGGUUACGGUCCGGCUGCUUAUCAAUGCAGUAAUCCGUACGCCACGGCAGUGGGUCCCGGUGGCUAUCCCACGCCCGUUUCCGGCGGAUAUUCGCCCAGUCCGGCCACCUGCUACUCCAUGCCACCGCCACAACACAUCCCGCAGCACGACAAGUCCAAGGACGGAUUGACGGGCUGCUCGCGCUCGGACCGCAACCAUCUACAGUCGCACUCGCAGGAGCUCAAGUGCCCCACGCCCGGAUGCGAUGGCUCCGGACACGUGACGGGCAACUACUCAUCACACCGCAGCCUCUCCGGCUGUCCAAGGGCUAACAAACCGAAGAGCAAGCCUCGCGAUGGCCAGGAUUCGGAACCCCUGCGUUGUCCCAUCCCGGGCUGCGAUGGAUCCGGCCAUUCCACCGGCAAGUUCCUCUCCCACAGAAGUGCUUCGGGCUGUCCGAUUGCCAAUCGGAACAAGAUGCGAGUCCUGGAAGCCGGUGGCACUGUGGAGCAGCACAAGGCCGCUGUGGCAGCAGCCACGGCCAUGAAGUUCGAUGCCUGCACCACGGUGGGGAGCCAGGGCAUAAAGAAGCCCAAGUUCGAUGAGGUUACCAUGGUCUAUCCAAAGGGUUAUACAGGCGGCAGCGGACUGGACAUUGUCAUGGGUGGCGUAGGAAGCAGUGUCGGCGUGGGACUUGGUCUCAAUGUUGGCAUCGGGGUCACCAGCAGCAGUAGCAGCAGCAGCAGCGCCGGUGGUAAUAACAACAACAGCGGCAGUAGCAACACCGUCGUAACCGAUAAGAAUCCAUCUGGUGGGGGCGCCUCAUCGGGCGCCAAUGGCAGCGAUGACUUAAACACGUUGGAGGCCGAGAUAUCGGAACUUCAGCGGGAGAAUGCACGCGUAGAAUCGCAAAUGAUGCGACUUAAGUCAGACAUCAAUGCCAUGGAGUCGCAGCUGAGCACCAGCGAUCGGGAGGCUUCUCCAUUGAGUGGUCAUCAGCAGCAACAACAGCGUUCCUCGGUGGCUUUGGCCUCGCCGAGCGGGCAAUCGCCAUUCGCCAGCGUCAGUUCCACCAGUGGUGCCAGCUCCUCGGUCAGUGGCGCCACCACAAACAGCAACAACAAUAACAGCAGCUCUGGCGGUGGCACCACCAAUGCCAACGAUCUCAACCACUCGAUCAGCAAUUUGGCACCCAGUUCGGGCAGCAAUCCCAACCAGGCCAUUGAGGGCGUAGGAGGAGCCCCACCCAAUGCCAAUUUGAACAAUUACUAUGAGAGCCUGAGAAAUAAUGUGAUCACGCUGCUGGAGCACGUGCGUCUGCCGCCACCACCACCACCGCCUGGUGCGGCCACGCCCAGUUCGUCGGCAUCAUCGGUGGUUCAUGGAUUGGAUAAUGUUUGUGGUGCCGGUGGUCAGUUGGUGGCCGGUGGAUCGCUGAUGGGUGGGGAGCAUGCGACAGCGUACUCCACACUCCUGCCGCCGCCACCACCACCGUCGUCGGGCGGUGCCGCUUCCGUCGGUGGAAUGUACGGUGUUGGUGCUAAUGGUGCCACCGGUCUCCAUCAGGGCACUGGCUCAAGCAAUGGUGGUGGACUAGGAUCUAGCGGAGCCGUUGGACCGCCACCAGUGCCACCGCAUCAUCAUCCCUACACGGUGCAUCAUCCCGUUAGCUACGCCCAUCCACAUGGCCAUCCGCAUGCACAUCCACACCCGCACGAGCACUUCGACUCGUAUAUUUCCAAACUGCAGUCGCUAUGCGUGCCCCCCGAUGUUUAUGCCCUGCCCGAAGAUGCGGACCGGCCUGUCUACAACUCAGUGAAGCCCACCAUGCACCAGGACUACGGCAAACUGAUGCCGACGCCCAUCUAAGAACUCUGAGAAUCAAAAGCCCAGUAGUACUGGUGACCCCAAAAUAGAGCCACAUCCCGUCCAGGGCUCAAACACGUAAACAUGUACAUAAAUACUUAGGCACAAGCAGUGAGAGGUAGGAUUUAAGUGGUUAAACUGAUGUUAUCCAUAAGCCUGACUUGAAGGCAGACUAUGCAAAUUGAAAUUGGGACAGAGUGUCGGGGUCAUCCGUACGUACUCGCUGCCCCAUUAGUAGAUACAUAAAGCUAGUUCUUAGGGAUAGAAACCUAACCUAACCAAUUAGUUGGUUGGGACCAUGCUAGUUCCAGUCUUAGUAAUUAGAACUGUUCCACAUCCUAGAUCCUAGACGCUUUCGUCGUGUGUUGAUAGUAAUGAUGUAAAAAAAAAACAAGAAUGCAAAACCGAACAUAAGUGUGUAAUUCGAUUAUAAAUUGCAAUUUUUUUUUGUCUGUAUCAAAUACUACAACUAGAAAUUAUAGAAAUCGAUAUAUAAUUAUAUGAAAUAACAACUCCCAAAUAUGUUUAAAUCUAGGGCAUUUGUUUGCUGUUGAUGUCUGGUCAAUUUUUUGCAUACGGAACGGAGCGCAAGAUGUUCGCCACUACUUAUUGUAAUAGACCCUAUCCAAGUUCCACGUAGUGACCCUCUAGCCCAUAUCCCCGCAGGCUAAGUUAAGUUUAGUGGCAAAGUCGAACACCAAAGUGAAGAAAGUGAAAGACGCAGUAAAAUACAGCAUAUAAACACGUGCAAAUAUAAUCAGUACUAAACUUAGUGGAUGUAAUCGAGACAAUUUUUUUUUGUGUAACUGUAAUAUUAAAAUGUAAUAGUAAUAACAAGCGAAUAUCUAAAACUAUAAAGGGUAAGUGUGCGGAAGGAGUUGAGAUCGUUGGGUUUGCGAGGCGGCCGCCAUACAUACAUACAUGAAAUCGGUAAAGGACGUACGCGUACAUAUGCAGAUUAUAUCGGUAUGUGUGUAUAUGUAUAUGUCUGCUUUUCUGUAGGAUCGUAAGUUUUAAUGUUACCCCUUACGAAAUCGGAGAAGAGGCAUUAACGAAAACCCCUGAAAAAAAAAAAAUAGAACGGCAAAAUAGAUUAAAAUUCAGUGCAAUACGUUCAACCGAAUGAAAGCAACUCAAAAAACCAAAAUCGUAAUUUAGUAAUUUACUUAUUGUGUAAGCCUAAGUAAACCAAGUAGUUGAACAAAAAGUCACGUUUUUUUUUUUGUAUCGUCAUACGUCUAAUCUUAAACUUAACUUUAACUAAAUAAAAAAAAAAGAGUAAAGCGUAGAUCGGAGAUGAAAACCCCAGGCCGCAAGGUAAUUUAGACGAAUUUUAAAAAAAAUAAAAAACCAAAUGGAAAAAGUUUAAAACAAAAAAAAAACAAAAGGCACGAAGCAAAUGUCGAAAAAGUACGAAAAUAAAUAGCAGG